This is a messenger RNA of Brachypodium distachyon (stiff brome), 2782 nucleotides long. Its product is annotated as WD repeat-containing protein 44. The transcript is spliced from 8 exons. Gene Ontology annotation, molecular function: protein binding. NCBI's taxonomy places the organism in Eukaryota, Viridiplantae, Streptophyta, Magnoliopsida, Poales, Poaceae. Bases 236 to 2365 code for a protein of 709 amino acids. The record is from RefSeq and is a predicted model, not a curated record.
UUCGUCCACCUUUCUCUUUAAUCUUUCCGCCUUCUCGUCGAUUCCAAUCCUCGAACAAUACUCCCCAUUUGCGCCAUGCUACCGGGCUUGUUCUUGCGCCCGGCGACCACGAACCAAGAACACGCGCGUCGCUGAAAACCGAUACCUUCCUUGGAUUCCAAUUCCCCGAGCGUGCGCGCGAGUUUUCCCUGCCCCAGAACUACUCUUUGCAGCGCCGUGCCUGUCCCAACGAUCCAUGGAGUCGUGCCAAUUAGUAGCGAGCUCUAGUAGGAUGGAGGCGGAGGAGGAAGCCUUCUUUGACACGCGUGAGGAGUUGCUGGCGUCGCCGGCGCGCAGCCCGGCCCCGGCAUUGCCGUGGUCAGGUCGCCUCGACAGUGUGCAGGAGAGGAAGGAGCGGUUCUUGAGAAGCAUGGGUCUGGAGUGCAGCCCGAGCCCCAGGCAGGCGGAUCCUGUGUGCACUGCGGGAGAUGUCGAGAAGGAGGAGGAGCGGGGGAUCGUGCCGGAGAUUGGGAGAUUGUCGUCCCAGUCAGAAGAGAACGACUGCUCCAUGUCGAGUUGGUCGACGGAGGAGACGACGAGCUGCGAGGACGGCGUGUCGGAUGACAAUUCCGUCAGUGGAUCCAGCAAGGAUGAUGGCUGCAAGGUGGGCAGGAGUUUCAGUUCAUUGUCCUUCAUCCGGAGGCUUAUGAGUCGAAAUGGUAAGCGUUCUGCUGCUCCCACGACAGUGGAGAGGAGGAGGAAUGGAUGGUUUGAGAGGCUGGGUGUAGCGGCUUGUGUUGUGGAUUAUGGAGAUGAUGAAGCUAGCACCAGCACCUCCGACAGCGAGCAGAUUCGGGGCGGAAGGUAUGAGAGAAUUAAAGUCCGUUCAUACCGGAAGCGGUCGAAGGAAUUGUCUGCACUGUAUCAAGGCCAAGUGAUCAAGGCACAUGAUGGUGCUAUCCUGACGAUGAAGUUCAGUCCUGACGGGCAGUUUCUUGCGACCGGCGGCGAAGAUGGAGUUAUCAGGAUUUGGGGUGUUUCACAGUCUGAUGACUGUAAAAUUCCUCUGGAUGAUCCCUCUUGUAUCUACCUCAAAGCACGGCGCAAGUAUGGGUUGGCGCCAGUGAAUAUUGACAACGAGAAGAGAUCGAAAGUCAAGGGCAUGAAGAAAACUGGAGAGUCUGCCUGCAUUGUGAUUCCAACAAUGGUUUUCCAGAUCUCUGAGGAACCAUUGCAUGAGUUCCAUGGGCACGCCGGUGAUGUACUGGACCUGUCAUGGUCAAACAACAAGCAUCUACUGUCGGCUUCAACAGACAAAACUGUUUGCUUGUGGAAAAUUGGAUCUGCAAACUGCCUCAGAGUUUUCCGGCAUGGCAACUUUGUGACUUGUGUCCAAUUUAAUCCAACUAAUGACAAUUGCUUCAUCACUGGGUCCAUUGAUGGCAAAGUUCGUGUAUGGGACAUUUCAAGAUGCAGUGUUGUGGAUUGGGUUGAUGUUAGAGACAUAGUUACAGCAGUUUGUUACAGACCUGAUGGAAAGGGAGCAGUGGUUGGAACGAUUACUGGACAUUGUCGUUUUUAUCAUGCAUCAGACAACCUACUGCGGUUGGAAACUCAGAUUGCACUCCAUGGCAAGAAGAAAUCUUCCUUCAAGAGAAUCACAAGUUUUCAGUUCUGUCCAAGCAACCCAAGUAAACUAAUGGUAACAUCUGCUGACUCAAAGAUCAGAAUACUGGAUGGAACCAAUGUGAUUCAGAAUUACAGUGGACUCCGAAGUGGUUCUUGCCAGUUGUCGGCAUCAUUCACUCCAGACGGGGAGCAUAUAAUUUCUGCUAGUGAAGACUCCAACAUUUAUGUUUGGAACCGUGACAGCCAAGAUGAAUCUGCAUGGCGACAAGCAAAAAUCACAUACUCCUCAGAGCGUUUCCAAUCCAACAAUGCAGCCAUUGCAAUACCAUGGAAUGGUACGAAACCAAGAAGCCACGUUUCUUUGGCCUGUAAAAGUUUACCAUCACAAGGAGGUAGUUUCUGGAGCUUGGGUAAGGCUGUCAAGCACAGUUCAAGUUGCCGCGGAGACUAUUCUUCCACUAACAGUCUCACGUCGAGAUCUGCUGCUCCUGGUAUUUUGAAUCUGAACCAGGAGUUGUUCACCGAGCCCCCUUGCAAAGGUGCGACAGCAACUUGGCCGGAGGAAAUGCUGCCGUCUUGCUCGAUCGGUGCAAAUUUGGACGAGUCACAGUACAAGCUCCUGAGGAACUGUUCCCAGAGCACAUCAAACUCCUGGGGCCGAGUGAUGGUAACCGCGGGAUGGGACGGCAGGAUUAGGUCGUUCCAGAAUUAUGGCCUGCCGGUACACACCAGUGACUUGUUCGAGAGCAUUUGGUGAAAGUAAACAGCAGCGUUGGCACCUCACAUGGCCUUUCCUCAGGGAAAGCACCCGUGCACCCAGCUAUGCUGGUCCAGUGUGUGGUUUCUCGGUACAAGACAUCACAUGCUUGGUGCUCCUGUUGAAUUGUGGAUGGACCAUUGUUGUACAUAAUCAACCCGGUGGUCCUCUGAGAUCUCUACAUCAGCGGUUGUUGUUCGUGGCAGGCCCGGUAGCUUGUACCCUUUUUUGUAGAAAUCUUUUAGUCUAGAUCAGAUUUGUUCUUUGGCUCCCCAUUUCAAUUGCUCUUUGAUAUGCCACAGAAAUGUUAGCCUAAGUGAGUGUAAAUCUCCUCCCAUUGAAUGUGUGGGAGCUUGAUGGAACUGUCAGAUAUAUUUGUUCCAUCCGAAUAUACGAAAAUUCGUUCAUUGUUCGAAA